Messenger RNA from Alternaria atra, 2898 nucleotides. RefSeq lists its product as uncharacterized. The coding region runs from base 1 to 2898 and encodes 965 amino acids. The transcript is spliced from 3 exons. The record is from RefSeq and is a predicted model, not a curated record. Lineage: Eukaryota; Fungi; Ascomycota; Dothideomycetes; Pleosporales; Pleosporaceae.
AUGGCCCAUGACGCAGCCAGCCCCGACGCGCGCCUGGUCCACCUCGGGAUGAAGAGGCCGUAUCGCCUUUUUGCUUCCACCACUCUUCCUGCAGGAAUGAACCCACACAAGAAAUCCAAGCCAAACACCGAGGCUACCGCCGACGCACCCGACAAGGGCCCAGAAGUUCCACCUGAUGCCAGCACUACCGGCACUACUCCCAGUGGUAGUGAAAUCUUGCCAGGUGUGCCUUCAGGUACAUCGAUAGCUGAUUCAAUACCUUCAGUUGGCUCCACAACGCCAACGGCUUCUGGGACACAAACACCACGAGGCAAGAGGUGGCUUUCAGGCUCGGGCAGUUGGCGGUCGAAAGCGCCUGCCAUAGUCAAGACUGCAAAGGAAAGCAUCGGCGUUAGUGGGGGCGCGACAGGCGAGCUACCGGACGACGAAGCAAAGAAACCCAAGGACGAAUCGCCCAAAAAGUUCCUCACCAAGCGAAAGUCGAGCAAGGGCGAUGCCAUACCCGCCUCCAUCACCCAGGUCAAUGUAUCCUCGGACGGCCUCCUAGACGAACCUCCAAAACCGAACCCAAAGGACGUUGAAGAGACACCAGCCCCCCAAGUCAACGAACCGCCAUUACCCCCCGAACCGCCUAAAUCACAAGUAGAUGCAGCUGCUAGCACAUGGGGCUGGAGAAGUUGGUGGUCACGACCUGAUGGGUAUGCGGACCCAGGGAAGGCCAGAAGUGAGGCACACUCAAGUAUUGAGGAGGCUUCCACUACGCCAUUACCCGGGCCGACACCCUCAGAAGAACCAGAUGCGCAAACAAAGGGUCUAGACGUGGGUGCCAUUCCAUCUAUGGUUGAUCAAGUGGCGGAUACAGAGAACAAGGAUGCGUCAACGGAGGCAGCGCCGCGUCCAGACACGGAGACGAAGGCUACGCCGUCCACAACUGCUAAAGUCCUGGCAAGAGCAUCUGGUUCUUGGUUCUGGACAUGGAGUAGUGCACAGAACGCGCAAGCGAACCCUCCUCCCGUCGAUCCUCCAGCUCAAGUUAGCAACGCGCCGAAAGUUGAUGUGGUGCCUGAGGCCCUACCAGAAGCACCCGUCGAGACAGAGACGCCUGCCCCACAAGAAACUCCCGCAACCGCAGACCCAGCUACGCCUACCGAAACUGCUCAGAAGAAUACCACAGGGUCGUCAAAGACCUCCGCAUGGGCGUUCUGGUAUAGGGGCAAACCAGAGGACGAAAAGAAACCGGGCGAGUCUGGACCACAGAAGCAUGUGGGCGAGGUGGCAGUGUUUGAUACUCCUUCGCAAUCAAACCCAGAAGCGGCGCAAUUCAACGAGCAGGAGCAGUCCAAGUCAGAUGCGGACACACCCAAAGAACCACAACAACCACCGAAAGAUGAGCCAGCCUCCAAGAAAUCCUUCGCUUCAUUACGGGGGCGACCGAAGUCCAAGACUUCCGCGAAAAACACGCCAGCAGAUACCCCCACGUCAAGCAAGACUGCCACGCCGACCAAAGCCUCACCAGUGCUCGAGCCUACAAGACCUGAGACAGCAGCUACUGCUAAACAAGCAUCAAAACAGUUGGCAAAGGCUAAACAAGGACCGCCAAACCUCCUGCUGCCAGAAUUUAGAACCACCUACCAAAUGGUCCAGCAACCGAACUUCUGGAAGCAGAUCCGUCAAUACUUUCUCGGAGGUGAAGCUGCGACACCUCACCUGCACAUCAAUCCGGCACCACCAAGAAUUAAAAAGGCUGUAGCAAUUGGCGUACAUGGGUUUUUUCCUGCGCCCAUUAUCCAAAAGGUGCUAGGGCAGCCGACAGGUACAUCGAUACGCUUUGCCAAUGCCGCGGCUGCAGCGAUCAAGGACUGGUCUGAAGCGCGAGGGUACAGUCCAGAGAUCGAGCAGAUAGCAUUAGAAGGGGAGGGCUUUAUUGCCGAGCGGGUAAACUCCCUAUGGAAGCUCUUGUUGAACUGGAUUGAUCAUCUGAAGCAAGCUGACUUCAUCUUGGUCGCUUGUCACUCGCAGGGUGUUCCGGUAGCUAUGAUGCUUGUCGCGAAGCUCAUACAAUUCGGCUGUGUCAACGCGACGAGGAUCGGAGUAUGCGCUAUGGCUGGCGUCAACAUGGGUCCAUUUAUCGAGUACAAGACAAAGUACUUUGGUCCUACAGCUGCUGAAUUGUUCGAGUUCUCGAAUCCUAAGAGUCUGGUCAGCCAGAUGUACCUCGCCGCUCUAGAUGAAGUCCUCCGGUUCGGUGUGCGGAUAUUGUACGUUGGUAGCAUCGACGACCAGCUUGUCUCUCUCGAGUCGUCAACCUUCUCAACACUCUCGCAUCCUUACAUCUACCGCGCCGUCUUCGUCGAUGGUCGCAUUCAUGCGCCGGACUUUCUCACCCAUCUUGUUGGCUUCGCGCUGAAGCUGCGCAACUUGGGUCUUCCUGACCACGGCCUCAUCCGCGAACUAUCGCCCGCCCUAGCAGGUUCCUUGUAUGGCGGUGAGGGUCACUCUCGCGUCUAUGAAGACCCUGUUAUCUACUCCCUCGCCGUUCAGCAUGCUCUCGAAACAACAUCUCUCCCGAUCCCAACGACCAAAGAACGACCAAGCACCGCGGGCAGUUUUCAGGGCAUCAACAUUCCCAUUAUUGGCGAGAAGCUCGCGAACAACAGCAAAAAGGAAGAUGUCUACAAGCUUCGGGUGAAGGACUAUGAGCCAUCUGCUACCACGACGAAUCCGAACCCUUUCUUCCUACCAUGGGCGAUGAGGGGAUUGCUAGAAGAAGACUUCGUCAAGAAAGAACUUGGAGACGAGGUCGAAGAGUUACUCGGCAUGUUCGAGGCGUGGAAGCCAACUGGGAAACAGCUCAAGGAUGUCAAGUUUAGACUCGAGGGGGUGAGGAGUAAGCUCUAA